Messenger RNA from Phytophthora sojae, 3083 nucleotides. RefSeq lists its product as hypothetical. The coding region runs from base 1 to 2985 and encodes 994 amino acids. The record is from RefSeq and is a predicted model, not a curated record. The transcript has a single exon. NCBI's taxonomy places the organism in Eukaryota, Oomycota, Peronosporomycetes, Peronosporales, Peronosporaceae.
AUGCGCGUGCUGCGUCCGACUCGGCUGGCGCUGCAGCGCCUGCGCGCCCACAGCGCGCGUCAGCAGCGCGUGCAGCUGAUCGCCCGCGCCUUCAGCGACGCCGCGGACCCGGCCAAGCGCGCGCUGGACCCGUCCGCAGCCGCUCCGAGCUCCGCCGCCGUGCCCGACGCCUCUGCGCCGCACGUUAACGGCUUCGUGAACGGCAGCCGCACUGGCCACGACGACCUGAAGCUGCAGAGCGAGUCCGUACAGUUCCUGGCCUCGUACCAGGACGACGAGCAGCGCCAGCAGCAGGACGUCGAGUUCACGGCGCAGCGCAUCGGCUUCCCCAUCAGCGAGGCGGAGCUCAAGGAGCGCGCCGAGUACGAGAACCUGCACGAGCACCGCGAGGUGGACGGCAUCCGCGAGGAGACCAGAGCCGAGGCGGAGGCCAAGGCCGAGCGGAUCAUGGCCGUACUGCGCCACUCCAUGUCGGAGCUCGAGAUCGGCAAGGUCAUCCACCGCAUCGCACAGUACGCGACGCUUCCGCGCGUCACGGGCCUGUCCCGCAAGCAGUUCCUGCGCUCUCUGGAGACGCGCUUCGGCGAAAACAACAAGAAGGAGUUCGGCUACAUGCUCGCGUUCCUGCAGGGCCGCGACGAGGUCAUCGAGCAGCUCGAGAUCGACUCGAGGCAGGGCGGCGCCGAGGCUGACAGCAUUGAUGUACCACUGGGUGAGCCAGACGCGCAGGUUGCAGAGACCUCGGAUGACUUUGUGGUGCCCAAGAUCAUGGGCCUGCACCCGGACCUGGUGGCGGACCCGCAGUUCGUCAGCAUUGUGUUCUGCUACUGCCGCCUGGCGUGUCUGAACUCGCUCAAGCUCAUGCAGCGGCCGGCGGCAGGACUCAACCGUGGAUCCAAGUCGAGCUUGUGGCAGGUCAAGGCGGACUUCCGCAAGGUGCUGGACAUGGAGGGGUACUCGCACUACGCCGACAUGCUCGGACUGGAGAAGCCAGCUAAGGAUGAGGACGACGAAGACAUGGACGCGGUGGACGCGGAGUGGGAAGAGUUCAACUUGGAGAACGACCGCAUUGAUUUCCGCAUGCUGCUAUCGCAGACGCAGGGUAUCGUUGACUUUAUGAAGACGGAGCUCUCGAACGAGACGAUCUCCAAGAUGCUCGUGGCGAUGCUGGCGUCCGUGAAGACGUCCAAGCUGCACCGCAAGAUCUUCCAGGAGAUGGUGUGCAACAUCCAGACGGCGUUCCCGGAGACAUACCACGAGCAGCUACUGUCGGAGCUUGUGCCGUUCCUGUCGGGAGACAACGCCACGUACGAGGAUUUCGACUCGGAAGUGGCUACGACUGCGCUGCAGCACCACCAGAUGCGUAACGAGGCUAUCAUCCGUGCUCUGUUGGAGACGCGCAUGCGGGUCGGUCACAUUCUUAUCAAUGACAUCGAUGAAACGGAGCUUGAUCAGUCCAUUUCGAAGAAGCUGACGCCGGAGCAGCACGAGAAGGUGAUCACGACGGCUUGGAACAUCGUGUCGGUGCUGGACGACCGCAAGUACCACAUGUUCUUCACGCGUUUCCUCAAGUACAAGCUCGCGUGGCGACCGAACCGCGCCACAUUCGGCGACACCUUCCUGUCGGACGUGCGCAAGACUCUUGGUCCUCGCGACGCUGAGACCAUCAUGCCCAUGUUCGAGGAAGUGUUCCAGCAGCUGUCGGUCGAGACGCUUACUAUUUGUCGUGUGAAGCUGCGCCACUCCCGAAAGAUGCUGCGCGGACGCGGCGCGUUGGAGCCGCUCAACGACGCGGGUCGUGAGCGUCUUGAAACCGUUUGGCAGCCCUCUCGCUGCGCAUUCUUCCGUAAUUUGCCUCAUGGUGUAACCCCGAAGCACUUGGAGAAGGCACUGGCACACAUUGGAGGCGUCAAGCGCUUCAUCCUGUUCGCCAACCCUCUGAAUGGCCCGCCCGACUCGCUCGAUGAGAAUUCUGAUGACGAAGAUGACGAUGACGACGAAGAGGAUGAAGACGAGGAGGGUGGAGAGGGCGACGGUGAAGACAAGCCCAAGAAGAAGAAGAAGAAGAAAAAGGCGAAGGCAAAAUCAAAACUGUCGAAGGCCAAGGCCAAGGACAUGACAAUGUUCCGGAAGCCGAAGAAGAAAGACACCAUCAUUGCUAGCGACAAGAAGACGCCGUACCAGGCCGUAGUGGAGUUCGACUCUGAGGGCGCGUGCCGUAAGGCGAACAUGCGCGCGCUGCAGAUCUUCGGUGUGAUGAUGAUGGGCUACAAGGAGUACCGACCUGUGUUCCCGACUCCGGCAGACGACCGCGCGGGUCUCACGCUCAUGAACGUUCCUUACGGCACCAAGGUCGGAGACCUUGUCGACGAGGUGAACCAGGUCCUGGCAGAGGCCGGUCUUACCAUGAAGGUCUCUGGCCUGGUGCCUCGCGGUGUUAUGCUGACUAACGGUCGCUUGGACCUGCGCUUCCCGUCCUUCGUGGAGGCCGCGCAAGUCGCGGAGCUGCUGCACGACUACGUGUACCCCAUGAAGUGCCGUCGGCCACUUUCGAAGCGCGACGAGGAACGUUUUGCCGACUUCGUGAAGUAUCAAAACACGCUCAAGUCGGAGGCUGGGAAGGAGCAGGAGAAGAAGGAGCAGGAGGAGGAGAGCGAAGAGCCCGUAGCACAGGAGGACGAGGCUGCUGAUCAGAAUGAGGAAGAGACGAUAGUCUUUGGCGUCCCCGAUGAAGAGGAUGAGGAAGAAGAUGAUGAUAUCGAUGAUGAAGACGAAGAUGCUGACGAAGAGGACGAGGUGUACGUGAAGAAGACCAGCAAGGACGUACAUGUGGUGACAGAAGCCCUCGAGGAGUAUUUCAAGGCGUGGCGCGAAUCCGAAGAAAACCUGACAGAAGAGCAGAAGGCGCUCGGAGAGAAGCUUCGUCCGUUUGACGUCACGUGGACCCCGCUGCCCAAGCCCAGGAACAAGCACAUGUACCUUUAGACUUGCCAGCCCAGCCCAGCGGAUAGACAGACAAACCACUACAGUGAUAGCAGGCCUUUAGUUAGCAUUUCACAUUGUGAAUAGAUACUUAGACACAC